CUUCACCGCACUGCGCAUGUGCGAUACCCCAUUACCCGGAAGUGUUUCGGUAACAACAACGGUAGCGAACCAAAAUCUUAAUUUGUGUGUUUUUUUUCUCUGCAGUGCUACGACAACGUGCACCUAAAUGCCAAUUCAUCCAGUGGUCGUGUCGUUAAUGUUAUACCGCUAGUUCGAAACGCUACGCACGCGCUGCGCUCUGGAGCUAUCGUUAACUGAAGUUAUGAAGUUAGCGAGCUAGCUCACAGUCUAUGUGAUUCAGUUGGCGUGAAACACACCUGAACAAGGUUUUUGACCAGGUAUGGCUGACGACCCUCAAAGAAAUUUUCGCUCUGCGUAUUAUGAGAAAGUGGGCUUUAGAGGAGUGGAGGAGAAGAAGUCUCUGGAAAUACUGCUCAAGGAUAAUCCUCUGGAUCUAGAAAAGCUGAGCACCUUCAGUCAGAGGUUCCCCCUCCCCUCGAUGUACAGGAUCCAUGUGUGGAAGGUAUUGUUGGGAAUCCUACCUCCACACAGUGACUCUCACACUAUGGUGGGAAGCUACAGGAAAGAGCAGUACCAGGACAUCCUGGAGGCUCUGGAGGUGAUGAGAUACGUCAACUCUUCCACUCCCUCCACCCAUAUCUACCUGCGCAUGUUCCAGCUGGAGAGCCAGGUGCUCGCACGGUGCUCUGAGACCUCAGCCCCGGAUGAAGAGAACGAGGACUUCCUCUCCAUCAGUCGCGCCAUGGAUGAGAUUGUAGAUGAUCCUAUCGACUGCUAUUGGCUGAUCAAGUGUUUCGUCAAUCAGUUCCACACAAAGUUUGGAGACUCGAUACCCCACCUUCCGAAGAGCCUGGAGCAUUAUCUGAGUCAGGAGGAUCCUCGCCUGCUGAAGCAUCUGAAGAACACUGGAGCCCUGGCCCAGUUGCCCUAUGGCCUCUGGUUCAGACGCUGCUUCGCUGGUUGCCUGCCCGAAUCCAGCCUGCAAAGGGUGUGGGACAAGGUGAUCAGUGGGUCCUGUAAAAUCCUGGUGUUUGUGGCCCUUGAGAUUCUGCUCAGCUACAAGAUCAUGCUGCUGGGAAUCAGCCGGCCUGAAGGCGUGGUCAGGUUUCUGUGCAAUAUACCACAAGAAAACACGGAUGCCAUUGUGACUAAAGCGAUCGACUUGUGGCACAAAUACUGUGGCACUCCAAUGCACGCCGUGUAGUCGCAUGGAGCGCCCCCCUCACAACGGAAAUGUGGGCGCACUGGUGAGAUGCUUUCCCAAGAUGCAUCAGGAUUGGCUCUUACAGAAUGGAUGAGUCUCUGCAGGACUGAACGGAAAACUCUUCAUGAGCUACUACCUUCAAUAAUUCGGAGGACUUUGGAGCCACUGUUCUUUUUGACAACUCUCAGCUUUCCCCAAAGAAUACGAUGAACCGUACGUGGAAAAGACUGAAAGCUGCUGCUAUGCAGAGUGAAUGCAAAAAAAGGCAAGGAAGCAUAAACUUUGUUUUUCUCAAGUUUCUUUCUUUAAGAAACGUCAUACAUCAUAGAAGACUCACAAUAAAUUAAUACCCACAUGCAGUUUUUCUGCUUUACAAAAAACAUUUGAAAAGUCUUGCUUACUUUCUUUGCUAUGUACAAGUCUUAUAAUUCUGAGAACAUUUCUUUCAAAAACAUUUUUAAACAUCCAAGAGACGGUAAUAAUACCGACGCUUGUACAUACACACGCUUACUCAGUCAUACACACAACUGAUCAAUCAAGGAUUGUAAACAAUAAGAAAAAAGUGGCAGAUUUCAUAUUUUGUACCACCAAAGAUUUAUCUCGGGAUAAUAAAAAAAAAAAAAAGUCUACCUUGUAGUUUGGCAGAGUUCUUUAACUUUUUUUUCUGCGUCUACAGAUAAUUUGGCAACUUUAAAAUCCCUGUAAACGAUACCGUAGAGGCACAGUGACACCGUGGGUUACUGAACUCUCAACAGCAGUCACGCUGGGAUGCAUUCAAGAUGGCAACUUCCACAGCAAGUCAAGUUGCUUUGGUUUAAAAUGGAGAUCUGAAGUGUUUUUUGAGCUCUUGAAUGCAGCCCAGAUACAGAUGGAAGAAAAAAAAUCUGAAAUUAUUGCUCAGUUGAUUAAUGUGUACGUGUGAGGAGAUCUAAAGUCUCACUGUUACUGGCUUGCAGGGAGCAUUUUGGCUUAAGAUUCAGCUGCCAUUUUGAUUUCUCUGGCAAAUUGUGAAACUAUCAUUGAGAUGUCAUCUAUGGAAUAAAACUGCCAACACAGGAAACCCCCUCGGGAAAGAAAGUCCAGUUGAGGACAGCAAGAACAUUUUAAAAAGGCAAGAAAUCAAUCCGUGUAAAAUAAAGUGCCAUCCGUAUCCUCCACAUUGGCACAGAUUCUGUUUUGACUAAAGCAGUGUUCAUAAACAAAGUGCUGCAACGUAAACAAAUGGCUGCCUCUGAACGUAAUAAUAAAAUCUCCACUGAGGAGAGGCGCCAGUUCAGAGUCGAAUCCAUUUGUGUUUGUAAAAGUGUUCGCUCAUGUUUCCUGUAAUGCCCGCAGCACACCGGUUGUGUUCAUGUGCAGUCCGUCAGUUCGAGGUCAACGGUGGGAAGUGUAGCCGUUUGAGGGCAGCAGGUCGGACCACUCGAGGCUCGGUGUGGGAGUAUAAAAAGCACGUCCGAUUAUCGGGCUGAUAAUCUCAUGGCCGAUGAAACCUGCACGGAGAAAGUGAGUAACUUGAAAUGCUGCUGUGGUGGUCUUUCACCAAAGAAUACUAAUUUUGACAUAUUAUACGCUGACUUUCAAAAUACCAUUCUUUUUUUUUUGACAUUGUAUACAAUAAAAAGUUUGACUUUUUCAACAUGAAA
Molecule: messenger RNA, 2829 nt
Organism: Cyclopterus lumpus (lumpfish)
Lineage: Eukaryota; Metazoa; Chordata; Actinopteri; Perciformes; Cyclopteridae
Gene: tbc1d7
Product: TBC1 domain family, member 7
Exons: 8
Coding region: 302-1186 (294 amino acids)
Biological process (GO): negative regulation of TOR signaling; activation of GTPase activity
Molecular function (GO): GTPase activator activity
Source: RefSeq, a predicted model, not a curated record